GGAGACAACAGACAAAAGGUGGGCGCGUGACGACGCAGACGCGCUGCAGCUGGCAACAGCCAAUUUCCCUCACAUUCGUUCUCCUCCUUUAUAUCUUCACUUCACCACUCUCUCUUCCCUCACACUCUCAACAAUGUCGUCGCCCGCGAUUAACCUCUUCUUCACCCUCUUCUCUUUUCUCAUCUUCUCCAUCUCCUCUUCACUUCCUCUCUCUCAGACCAAGAAACCCACAACUGUUCAAACCUUAAAUGUCGCAGCAGCGGCGGAGAUAAAAAUGGUGAACCCGAAACUCCCGCCUCGGAGCCUCUCCCUCACGUCGUCGAAACGAUACGAGGGAUCUUCCGAUCUUGUCCAUCUCCGGUACCAUAUGGGUCCGGUUCUCUCCUCUUCACCGAUCAACAUCUACGUUAUAUGGUACGGACGGUGGUCUCGGCCGCAUAAGGCUCUCAUCAGAGACUUUCUCAACUCAAUCUCCGACGCUAAAGCUCCGUCUCCCUCCGUCGCGGAAUGGUGGCGGACGGCGACUUUGUACACCGACCAAACCGGAGCUAACGUCUCUCGUUCUGUCCUCAUCGCCGGAGAAUACUCAGAUGCGAAGUUCCACGGACAGAGCCUCACGCGCCUCUCGAUCCAAGAAGUCAUCGCCAGCGCCGCGAGAUCCGCUUCCUUCCCGGUGGACCACAAGAACGGGAUGUACCUCGUGCUGACGUCACACGACGUCACGAUGCAGGACUUUUGCCGCGCCGUGUGCGGGUUCCAUUACUUCACGUUCCCGUCGAUGGUGGGGUACACGAUGCCGUACGCUUGGGUUGGUCAGUCGGGGAAACAGUGCCCGGAGGUCUGUGCUUACCCCUUCGCCUUGCCGGGGUACAUGGGUCACGGUGGUCCGGGAGCGCUCCAGCCGCCGAACGGAGAGACUGGAGUGGACGGGAUGGUGAGUGUGAUAGGGCAUGAGCUGGCGGAAGUUGUGUCGAAUCCGCUGAUAAACGCUUGGUACGCCGGAGAGGAUCCGACGGCGCCGACGGAGAUCGGGGACUUGUGCGAGGGGUUGUACGGAACCGGCGGAGGAGGAGGGUAUAUUGGUCAAGUGAUGCAGGAUAGAGGAGGGAAGACGUUUAAUAUGAACGGUAAAGGAGGAAGGAAGUUUCUGGUUCAGUGGAUCUGGAAUCCUAAUCUGAAAGCUUGUUCUGGUCCUAACUCUGUGGACUAAGACAGAAGCAGAUGAGUGUUUGUUUGUUUGUUUGAUGAUGGUGAUUUGUGUUAAUCACCAUCAUAAUGAUGAAAUAACCCUUGUAUUAGAGUUAGGUUAGUAGUGGAACAUUAAUUAUUUUCUGUUGAGUUUUGUUUUUGUUUGUUUGAUAUAUAAAUUUCCAAAGAAUGCUUAUACUGCU
Raphanus sativus (radish) is the source of this 1391-nucleotide messenger RNA. Its product is annotated as protein EXORDIUM-like 5. The record is from RefSeq and is a predicted model, not a curated record. NCBI's taxonomy places the organism in Eukaryota, Viridiplantae, Streptophyta, Magnoliopsida, Brassicales, Brassicaceae.